GUGCUGGCUGGAGUCGGCACUUUGAUCGUUGGCAUUGGUGCCAUUGUCGGCAUUCUCGGGCUUAGUCAGGCGGCAUCGAUCCCAGAGGAUCGCAUGUUGGUGGACGGCCAGUUCAACUUCGAGUUCGACCUGGGAAGCAGGAGUGGAUUGUCGAGAGCAUCGGGAUUCGUUGAGCGUCGUCCACGUCGCCACCAAUACCCCCGAGACUCUGUGGAUCCACGAGUUUGGCUGUUUUCCUGA
Molecule: messenger RNA, 240 nt
Organism: Symbiodinium sp. CCMP2456
Lineage: Eukaryota; Dinophyceae; Suessiales; Symbiodiniaceae
Source: the annotation of a GenBank genome assembly